Astyanax mexicanus (Mexican tetra) is the source of this 1653-nucleotide messenger RNA. It is a transcript of the gene srsf9, whose product is annotated as serine and arginine rich splicing factor 9. Gene Ontology annotation, molecular function: mRNA binding. Bases 339 to 1067 code for a protein of 242 amino acids. Lineage: Eukaryota; Metazoa; Chordata; Actinopteri; Characiformes; Acestrorhamphidae. Gene Ontology annotation, cellular component: nucleus; ribonucleoprotein complex; cytoplasm. The transcript has 5 exons. The record is from RefSeq and is a predicted model, not a curated record.
AAUGGGGCGUGUCUGUGUGGGCGUGGUCUGCGUGCACCACACGUUUCCUGGUGCGGAGGAAGCGGCGGGGAGGUCGAUUAGCUUCGGGCAGCUAACGGCAGCUUCAUUUCACGGGCAGUUUUUCAGAGUCUGAUGAGGUCUUGGAGAGGUCCUAUGAUGUGUUACUAAAGCUCAACAUGUACUACUACUUCUGCUGCUCUACCCAAAGUUUAGUUAAUUAGGACACUUUUAGGAGGACGGACUUGAAUCGGGAUUGUCCCUCAACACUCUUUUGUGGAACCCUGUAUCUCCUCGAAGAUCCGCAGGUCCGUUCAGUUUGUGCAAGGCCGGUUUGAGCUAUGGCGGACGGGAGGAUCUAUGUGGGGAACCUUCCCAUGGACGUGCAGGAGAGGGACAUUGAGGAUCUCUUCUUCAAAUAUGGAAAAAUUCGGGAUAUCGAGCUGAAGAACAACCGAGGCACCAUCCCCUUUGCCUUUGUUCGUUUUGAGGACCCACGGGAUGCGGAGGAUGCUGUCUAUGGAAGGAAUGGAUAUGGAUUUGGAGACUGUAAGCUGCGUGUGGAAUAUCCUCGUUCCUCAGGAUCCAAAUUUGGUGGAUCUGUCGGUGGAGGAGGAGGACCAAGGGGAAGAUUUGGACCUCCAUCUCGCCGAUCUGAGUUCCGGGUUAUAGUGACUGGUCUUCCUCCUACUGGCAGCUGGCAGGACCUGAAAGAUCACAUGCGGGAAGCAGGAGAUGUGUGCUUUGCUGAUGUUCAGAGGGACGGCGAGGGAGUGGUUGAAUUCCUUCGACGGGAAGACAUGGAAUAUGCUCUGCGUCGGCUGGACGGGACAGAGUUCAGAUCCCACCAGGGAGAGACUGCCUACAUCAGAGUUCUGGAGGAGAGGGGAACAAGCUGGGGUCGUUCGCGUUCCAGGUCCAGGUCUCGUGGGCGUUAUUCACCCCCCUAUCAGAGCAGAGGGUCCCCGCCUCGUUACCGCUCCCCUCCACGCCAUAUGUCUCGUCAUAGCCCCCCUCCUCGACGAGCACCACCCCAGCACCACAGCCCGCCCCCACGCCACUAUCGGUAAAGAGCCAAGAAACGCCAGAGCUGGUCAAGUCACCCCACCCCCACGAAUCAUUUCCUACCUUUUUAAUUUUCUUUUUGCUUUGUUUCUUACCUUCUGUAAUUUACAUUCCGUCACUAAAACACCCCAAAGGCCUUCAAAGUGCAGAAACGGUCUCAACAAAAUUAUUCCUCUAGCUGGAUAACUGGCAGCUGCCAGACAGAGAGUGAACGAAUGUGAUGGAGCAGGUGUCCUAAAACGUCACUCCGGAUUCUCCUGUGAAAGUGUGAACACUUCUUCAACUUUGUGGCAUUUAGAAUAGUCAUCAUGCUUUUGACUUUUGUCCAUCUUCAGUGGUUUUAGUGAAACACACCUGUUGUUGGGACAGGAUUUGCAGUCAUUUGAUCAAUCUUCAAAAUCUGUAGAUUAUGUUUUUUUUGUUUGUUUUAAAUGAAAGGAUGAACUUUUUUAAUUGUUUUUUUUUUUUUUUUGCAUUGUUUUUGCUGUGUUUCCCCCACUCCUUUUGUAUCACGUAAUGGAAGUAUGCAAAGUGCUUUUUUUUUUUUCUUUUUUCAAAUAAAGCAUUGAGUCAUGAAAUUGUUCUCCCAAA